AUGACGGGCUGCGGUCAGGGACGGCAAUGGCAUCUGUCCCUCGAGCUUUUCGAUGAGAUGGCUCGCCGAAGUUUGCCACCGGAUAAGAUCACCUUUGGUGCCCUGGCUGACACAUGCGAGCGAGCUGGCAAGUGGGACUUGGUUCUCUCACUGGUGAACAAACUGGCAGAUGGCUCGGUGCGCCCGGACGCACCGAUCUUUGGCUCCUUGAUCAGCGCUUGCGAACGUGGGCAUCGGUGGCAAGAGGCCAUGAGUUUCCUCGCGGAGAUGCGCCGAGCUGCCCUGGAACCUUCCAGUGUCUUACAGGGCGUGGCCAUCGGCGCAUGUAUCAAGGGCCAGGAGUUGGAUCAAGGAUUGGCAUUGCACCAGGCAUUGCUCGAGCAAGGAACAGUGCCGCAUGCGAUCACAAACAGCAGCCUCGUCUCAGCUUGCGUGCAACAAGGCCGCUGGGAGGAGGCUCUACGACUCGUCAAGACGAAGGGAGUCCUCAGGGCUCU
Messenger RNA from Symbiodinium sp. CCMP2456, 497 nucleotides. The record is from the annotation of a GenBank genome assembly. Lineage: Eukaryota; Dinophyceae; Suessiales; Symbiodiniaceae.